CCUUUCUGCCCCCAGAGCUGCAGAGAACGGCGCUUCUCCCCCCGUCCCAGAAGCUGCCCGGUGCCGGGGGCACUGAGGGGGGUUUGGAGGUUUUGCGGCCGGGGUCUCGGUGCCACAGCAGCCCCCGGAGCCGCGCUGAGAACCGCAGGGCUCCGCUCUGCUCCCCAGCCGCGAUCCCAGCUGCGCCGCCAUGACGCAGGCGGAGAUAAAGCUGUGCUCCCUGCUGCUGCGAGAGCAUUUCGGGGAGAUCGUGGAGAAGGUGGGGACGUACCUGGUGAGGACGGGCAGCCAGCCGCUGCGGGCCGUCUGCGCCGACACCGGGCUGGCGUUGGACCAGGUGAGGAAGGCGCUGUGCGUCCUCAUCCAGCACAACCUGGCCGCCUACCAGCUGCAGAAGCGCGGCUGCGUGGAGUACGAGGCUCGGUGCCGCCGGGUGCUGCGCAUCCUGCGCUACCCGCGCUACAUCUACACCGCCAAGGCGCUGUACGGCGACACCGGGGAGCUGCUGGUGGAGGAGCUGCUCCUCAACGGCAAAAUGACGCUGAGCGCCGUGGUGAGGAAGGUGGCGGAUCGGCUGACGGAGACCAUGGAAGGUGGGCGCCGCCGCCCUGCGUGCGGGGACCUGGUGAGGGUGGAGGCUGGCGGUGCGGAGCUCUGCCUCCGGGUCCGGGCUCCAAAAGGCGGGGAGCUUCUGGGAAGGGUCCAGCGGAGGGCCGCAAAAUGGGGAAGGGGCUGCAGCGUCUCCUUAUGGAGAGAGGCUGAGCGAAGCGGGGCUGUUGGGCCUUGUCUGUCCGUCCGUCCCGCAGUGUCUGUCCGUCCGUCCCGCAGUGUCUGUCCGUCCGUCCCGCAGUGUCUGUCCGUCCGUCCCGCGGCCGCUCGCAGUCUCUCAGUGCCGCUGAUUCUCCUCCCGCAGAUUUUCCGUGCGCUGCCGCCGGGUUACAACAUCACAAAGGCCGUGCUGGAGCAGUGCCUGGCGCUGAUGGCCGACGACCCGCUGCAGUUUGUGGCAAAAUCCGGGGACAGCGGCGGCGGCACCUACAGCGUCA
Meleagris gallopavo (turkey) is the source of this 1046-nucleotide messenger RNA. NCBI's taxonomy places the organism in Eukaryota, Metazoa, Chordata, Aves, Galliformes, Phasianidae. The record is from RefSeq and is a predicted model, not a curated record.